Messenger RNA from Aphanomyces astaci, 756 nucleotides. RefSeq lists its product as hypothetical. The record is from RefSeq and is a predicted model, not a curated record. The transcript is spliced from 4 exons. Lineage: Eukaryota; Oomycota; Saprolegniomycetes; Saprolegniales; Verrucalvaceae. Bases 1 to 684 code for a protein of 227 amino acids.
AUGUCCAUGCCAUUCUUUGAGAAUAUCGACGACACGUCCUCGUUGUAUCAGUCCAAAUCACCCUCCAACGAGUUCACGGGCGAAGAGCUCUCGCUCCUCUGCGACAUGCUCGUUCCACUCACAUCCGGACUGCCCGCACUAAGCCUGCCGCCGACAUCUCCAGUCUCGUCCACCACCUGCGACGAUCUUUUGUUCUUGGACCAGCUAGAACCUCCACCCUCGUUCCUUUUCACCGCCGCCGCUAGUUCCGAUGCGAGCGACGACACGAAAAAGUCCCUGCUGCAUUGCUCAAUUGCUGGGUGCCCGAAACGUGUCCGCUCUCGAGGUUUGUGCAAAUCCCAUGGCGGAGGCCGUCGCUGUUCUGUGUCAGGAUGCAUCAAGAGCAGCCAAGGCCAAGGCCUAUGCAUCCGUCAUGGCGGCGGACGGCGUUGCGGCGUCGACGGCUGCUCCCGCGGAGCGCAGUCGAAUGGCAAGUGUAAGAACCACGGCGGAGGGAUCCGGUGCCGCGAAUCAGGAUGUUCCAAGUCGAGCCAAGGCGCGGGCUAUUGCCGCACCCACGGAGGCGGAAAGCUGUGCAAGUACCCUGGAUGCAAGAAGGGCAGCCAACGCAAGGGCUACUGCGCCACCCAUGGGCACGCUAUCCCUGUUGCAGUGGACGUUCCGUACGAAACCUAUGUGAUUUGACCUAUCGGUAGCAUACUAUUGAGUAGUGAAGAGAUCUAAAGCCCAACAUGGCAAAUAGAAAACACGACUUUU